Xyrichtys novacula (pearly razorfish) is the source of this 3813-nucleotide messenger RNA. The record is from the annotation of a GenBank genome assembly. NCBI's taxonomy places the organism in Eukaryota, Metazoa, Chordata, Actinopteri, Labriformes, Labridae.
UGACGUCAGGCAGUACUAGGAAAUAAAACAGAUGUAAUUGUUAUUGUUAGCUUGUUAGCUAACAGACUAACUCGUCAAUGGGGAUAUGACAGAGUAAUAACGUCUUAUUACACGUGCACGAUUAAGUUAUUACAAACGCAGAGUGGUAUGUACCAGUUUCUUCAGAAUACGGCGUUAACAUAAGGUUCUUACAAAUCAGAACGACAUAGCUGGCUAUUUAAGUGUCACGUGAUGAUGAAAGUGUAAUUUUAUAUAUCAUCGUAGCUGCGAUCUUGCUAACGUUUAGCCACCCUAACAGCGCAGAGCUAAAGAUGUAGCCCCCAUAUUACCAGGCCGCUGCGAAGUUAUCCAUAAGUAACAUGUGCAGUUUGACUGUGUCACAUCUUCGUUGCAUCUAUAAGAGUAUUUGACCUGAUUGCAUAAAAUACGACAGACUACAGAAUGAAAUCCAUCCUGAGAGCUGAAUAUUUUCCAAGUAAUGGGAAAAAGGGGGAUUAUAUAUGGGAUGUUUAUGUGUAAAGCAUCAGUCCUAGCACAACUCAGUGAAAUUUUUGAAAACAUGACAUUGAUCAUAACUCCUUUUGUUUAUUUAAGAUUGAGAUGGAGGACGGAAAUGGGGCUGAUGCUGCCUCCACAUCCAAGAGCCACGCAGGUUCACUUCACCUGCAGAGUGAGGUUCCUCCAAAACUACAAAUAAAUGUGAUUUUUACACCACUUGUUAUACAUCACAAGUAAUACUGUACUUGUUUUAACUUUUCAGCUCCAAAAAACGAGGACACCUUUGAAAUUGCAAUUCCAUAUGAAGAGGGCAACUUUGAACAACAAGGAUUUUUCAGUCAGAGUGAUCAGAAUUUUGAUGGUGAGUAUUAGAGAAUACAAUUCACUCUUUCAGAGCAACGGGUAAAGUCUUAUCAUUACCCUUGUUUGUAACCCCCAGAGUCACCCCAAACAAGUGCCUCUGCUCCAGUCAACAACUCCUACAUGGUGAUCACCAACCUUCGGACCCAGCUGCAGAUCUCCUUGGAGAAAAACUCUUGGCUGCAGAAAAGAAUCGAGGACUUAGAAGAAGAGAGGGACUUCCUCCGAUGUCAGCUAGAUCGCUUCAUCUUUUCCACCAAGAGCCCGGGACAAGAACGGAGGCAUAGCCAUUAUAGCAAUGGUGAGAACAGGUGGCAGGUGUGCACUGAUAUCCCAUCCAAGACUUGGGGUACAGUUUGAUUAGAGACAGAACUAUUCAAAGCAAGUCUCUGAGGAUGGUAAUUCUGGCGUCUUUGUAUUUUACAGGUUAUGAACCUAGAAGAUUCAGCUGGAGGGCUAGGAGAGAGGAAGUUCCUUCAGCAGGUAAAACUUGAGAGCUAAAUCAUAAUCAGACAUGAAAUACAGCUGUGCUUAAGUGCAGCUUUGUGCAGUGAACUGUACAACUACAACUGUUUCAAUUACUGUCACUUUCUUCUCCUUAUAGAGCAACAGAAGACCAAUUCACAGCACUUCUCUCCACGCCCAUUUAUCCAACGAAGGCCUGGUCCACUGACCAUGGUUCCCUCCAAAAACCACAUGCCCAAUCCACUCAACAGCCAGCUUGCCUCCAUAAAUGUUUUGUUCAACCCCACACAAUCCCAGGGUCUCCUACAAAGCCAUAACCCGGGCACUCCCAGCACCACAGCAGGGAGCAGCAGUGGAACCAACAACAAUGCUUCAAUGUCAUCCAUUAAUGAAAUGGGUGGACAUAACAUGGAGCAAGGUAGUUGGAACAACACAUAACUUUCUACUAUUGUAAUUGUACUUUUUUUUUUUUGUAAAAUUAGGCAGAGAUGGUGCCUAUCUUUUUGUCUGGUUGGCCUUAAUGAUAUUUUACAUUCUUCCCAGAUUCACUUUCACUUGUGGAAGAAUCUGAUGAGUACCUGGAGCAGGACGGCUUUCUUGAGGAGGAGGAAAUGAUAUCAGGAGGAGAUGUAAUGUCAGAAACCAUAAACAGCAACAGACACCAAUUAAAGAGGAGGCGUAUCCUCAGAGUCCCAAGAGAGCGGCAGAGAGGUGAGAAAGAAAACAGAAUUGUAAAGUCAGUUUCAUUAUACCCUGCUAUGUCAAAAGGAGUGUUAUGGCUAACUCUCUUGUACAUGUUUGUUUAUCAGUGAAAGAUGCUGCCGGGGUGCUGUUUCGCUACAAAAAGAUCCUGCUUACAUACCAGCGGUUGAAAAAUAUGUCUAAAGCCUUCCAAAUCCAUGGUGUGGAUCGCAACACAGUGGCUUCUACAACACCUAUAGCUGAGUUGCUGCUAGUAGCCCCAGAGAAGGUGGUAGAAGUGGGUGAGUUUGACCCAUCAAAGGAGAAGCUGUUGGACUAUGCUCGACGUUGCUACACUGCUUUGGAUGAGGAGACACUAAACAGGGUGCAGGCCCUGAAAAAGAAUAACCUGCUACUCCCCAUUUCCUACAGGUUUAGACACUAAAGGAGGACUGAGUUGUAGUGAUUGUUGGGAACUUGUUUAAAAAAAUGGGUCAACUGGGUACUGCAGCACCAGGUCGGCUCCAUUCAAGCCACAGAUCAGUCUACAGGCUGAAGGAUUUAUUUUGUAUUUCGGUGUCCUAGAUCUGACCAUGUAAACUGUGUAUAACACUCUUUGCUUUUCAGGAAAAAAAAGAAAACAUUUCACUUAGCAUUUUUAUCAUCAAGUUGUUGUGCAGGAUUAUCAGUGUUUUCUGUAAAUCCUGACUAUGUGUAUAGUGAUGGUAAGGAUCUGCCUGCUGCAGCUAAAAGGGCAAAGACAUGUUUUUUCCUGAGCACAAAUUGCACGUCUGUUUGAAUCCCAAUGUGUCUUUGCUUUAAGAUAAUGUUUUAGGGAUUAUUAAAUGAGUGCAACCAAUUCAGCUCAUUCAUGUUUCAGCUGUGGGGUUCGCUGAGACAUGAUAAGCUUUUCUGCCCUGAGCAUCUAAAUCAGCUGGUGGUCAGUAUUUUAUAAAUUGAUUGUCUGGAUCAUUCUGGUUCCUCUGUUAUCUCAGCAGUCUUCUGUGCAUAUUUUUAACAAUCACAAAAUUAAUGUACCUUCAAUCACAGUGUCUGUGUCAAAAUUAUGUUGCACACUUUUUUAGAAUUACUUUUGUAAGCCAAUCAGUUUCGUUAAAUGUGCUCUUAGUGUUUUUAUUGCAGUAUGUCAUUGUCAUUUUUCCCAAAAUCAUUUUCCUUGCCUUAAUGCCUUUUUUUUGUGGAUUACCAGCUGAAAGAUGUAAUAGUUUUGGGUCACUCACUCUCUUAAAACUGAGUGAAUGGCUCUGAUUUUGGUUUGCAUUCCUUGUGGUCCUAAAAGAGGGAUGCACUUCAAAAGAGGAUCAUAAAUGGCCCAUAGUAAAGACUAGUCCAACACUAUAUGGUCCAAAUACUUUACUUUUAGAAGUUAUUUUCUGACAUCUUUGGCUGUAUUUUACAGGACAGCUGAAGACAGGAAAUAAUUGAAGUAAAGUGGAGGGGGACACACCAUUGGGCCGUGGCUGUGAGAUGAACCAGUGACCACUGCGCUGUGGGCUGUAGCCUCUGUAUAUAAGGCAAACUGUCAAACCACUAGGUUGACUGGCACCCAUAAAGACGCUUGUCUGACAGUAACAUAAGUCUGGCAAAAACAGACCCUUGAUUUUAGUGAAAAAUCAAAGAAAGACAAACAAAUGUUUAUAAUGUUGUAUGUUCAACUAGUCAUUAUAAUAAUAACACUUGUUCUGUUUGAACCAGUUUUUGCAUAAAUACUGUGCCAUUAAUCUAUUAUCCUACAAAGGACUGUACCAAUACUAUUUGUUUGAAUAAAAAAAAACAAUAAUAAUAAUA